This is a messenger RNA of Myxocyprinus asiaticus (Chinese sucker), 1588 nucleotides long. It is a transcript of the gene vma21, whose product is annotated as vacuolar ATPase assembly factor VMA21. NCBI's taxonomy places the organism in Eukaryota, Metazoa, Chordata, Actinopteri, Cypriniformes, Catostomidae. The record is from RefSeq and is a predicted model, not a curated record. Bases 111 to 425 code for a protein of 104 amino acids. Gene Ontology annotation, biological process: vacuolar proton-transporting V-type ATPase complex assembly. The transcript has 3 exons. Gene Ontology annotation, cellular component: endoplasmic reticulum membrane.
AUCACGUGACAAAGACCCGGAAGCGUAGCUAAUUCAAAAUGUCGCAGCAGGGAAUUACGUGCUGGUGAUUUUCUUGCUUUUUUCUUCUGUCAAUAAACAAAAAACAUAAAAUGCAAACUCACGACAAGAUAUCUGUGAGUUCCGUGGCAGGAACUGCGCCUGAUUUCCGAGGCAAUGACGGUUCUCUUGUGUCUGUGCUGAAGACACUGCUGUUUUUCACUAUACUGAUGAUAACUCUACCCAUCGGACUGUAUUUUGCAUCAAAGUCUUUUCUCUUUGAAGCCUCUCUAGGUUACUCCAGCAAUGACAGCUAUUUUUAUGCUGCCAUCGUUGCUGUGCUUGCAGUGCAUGUGGUUCUGGCACUCUUUGUUUACGUUGCAUGGAAUGAGGGGUCACACCAAUGGAGAGAGGGGAAACAGGAUUAAUCAAAACUGGAUGCAACAGAGAGAAAGUGAGAGGGAAAUGCACACAUGCCACUUUCUCAUACACAUUCCUAAACAUGAAUACAAUAAUGGAGUGAAAGCCUGUGUGUGUGUGGCAUUUACUUUUCUCCUUAAUGUCUCAGUAUAUCAAAGAGAAGAUGCCAAAAUUGCCUCUUCAUCUCAUGGACUGGUUGUCACCUUUGUGGAGGUCGUGUCAGAAGACGUUAGUUGUUAAUGUGUUUUUGUGCAGGGUUAAUACAGGACAGAAGAAAGCCAAAGUUAAAACAAGCUCAUGUUCUUAUGAAAGUUCAUUGUUCCUGCAGUGUUACUAUCUGACCCAUUUCAGCAUAGUCAAUUGUUGAAUCCAACUCUGGAAUUAAAAUCUGUUGAUUUUCAUGUAACACAGUGAAACGGAUGCUUCUGAUCUGUGAUAUGAACUUCAAAAGAACUAAGCUGAAGCUAAUUUCAGUCUGUUGCACUGUAAUCUUUGGCUCCCUGUAUGAUUUUAGUGUCUUCCUAUGUUAUUUUAAAUACAUUAAAUCUAGUGUUUUGUGAUUGUGUUUUUCCAGAUUGAUUUCAUGUUAUUUAUUAAUUAACAUUGUUCAGUAGAACCCAUAGAACCAUUCUUGCUGGAAAUACACACUCCCAAGCCCAAAGAGUAAAUGCCUGAGUAAAUUUCCUUUUUCUUUCUUUUUUUUUUCUGUAAUUAUGGAUCAAUGUAUCCAGUAGAUAAAUUCUUCACCUGCCCUCCAAACACACUAUUCUUUGUGCCCCUCAUUAGGUUCUCCCUUUGACAUGAACAUUAAACAGAACUUACUGGGUAUGUUUGACUUAACACAAGUUUGUUUGUUUUUUCUUGCAAGAGCAAAGUCAAACGGGAUUAGGUUUUUCAUGAUUUUGAAUGGCAAAUCAAGUCAUUUUCGCCUAAGUUAUGAAAAAAUCAUAAUUAUAAAACAACUCAACAUCAUAUGGUUCUCUAGGGGUUUUCAAACUGGGGUCCGGGGGUGCUAGGGGGUCUGCAAAACAUUUUAGAGGGGAAAAAAAAGUGUAAAAAUGUUGACAUUAUUUGACAUUAUUAAUAUUCUGAAAUUAUUUGAUAAAUCAUGAUUAUUUUAUUGUAUUCACAGCCAUAGUAAGAAAUACAAAUAAAUCAGCAUAUCAUUUCA